Doryrhamphus excisus (bluestripe pipefish) is the source of this 3805-nucleotide messenger RNA. Its product is annotated as fibroblast growth factor receptor-like 1. The record is from RefSeq and is a predicted model, not a curated record. Gene Ontology annotation, molecular function: fibroblast growth factor binding; fibroblast growth factor receptor activity. Gene Ontology annotation, cellular component: plasma membrane. NCBI's taxonomy places the organism in Eukaryota, Metazoa, Chordata, Actinopteri, Syngnathiformes, Syngnathidae.
UUGGUCUUCGCGGCUUGAGGAACGCUGGACUGAUUUCUUUUUUAUUUUUUUUGUUUUGUUGACACGUUUCUACUUUAGUCUCUUUAGUUUUGUGUUCUUGUACCAAAAAAGAAGCUUAAAGUCGAUAAAGGUUUAAAAAAAAAAGGAACCAAAGAACCAGGAACUGUCAUUUUUGAUUCAUGGACUCAAGAAGGACUUUAGCGAAAACUGUCAAGAAACUAGCUUGACUUAAUUCAGUCAACAUUCAGAUUUAGGGAACCCGGUGUUGUGUUUGAAGACUAUGGGAAUUCUCAACAUUGUGCUGAUCAUCUUGAAAGCGGUGGUACUGAUCCAGUGUGCACGAGGACCUCCGCGGGUGUCUGAGAAAGUUGCCCACCGCCAAACGGCUCGCCUCGGCGGCGCCAUCAAACUGCCUUGCCCGGUGGAUGGGGACCCUCCGCCGCUCAUCAUGUGGACCAAAGACGGCCGCAACAUCCACAGUGGCUGGAUCCGUUUCCGCAUCUUGCGCAUGGGGCUCAAGAUCAAGGAGGUGGAGGCGGAUGACACGGGCACCUACAUCUGUAAAGCCACUAACGGAUUUGGUAGCGUCAACAUCAACUACACCCUCAUCGUUAUUGAUGACUCCGGUUCCGAUAGGACAAGACCUGCCAUGUCUGAUGGAAGACAGUCAGAGCAUGGUUCUGAUGGCUUGGUGGAGAAGCUCGUACGCCCACGCUUCACGCAGCCCGCCAAAAUGAGGAAGAGAGUGAUAGCCCGACCCGUGGGUAGCUCAGUACGGCUCAAAUGCACAGCCAGCGGGACCCCUCGGCCGGACAUCGUGUGGCUGAAGGACGACCAGCCGCUAACCGGGCAGGAGGUCGGUGAAGGCCGCCAGAACAAGUGGACCCUUACCUUGAAGAAUCUGAUGCCCGAGCACAGCGGCAGAUACACCUGCAGGGUGUCCAAUCAGGCUGGAGAGAUCAAUGCCACGUACAAAGUGGAGGUCAUACAGAGGACCAACUCCAAACCUGUCCUCACGGGCACCCACCCCCUCAACACGACGGUGGACUACGGCGGCACCACGUCCUUCCAGUGCAAAGUCAGGAGCGACGUCAAGCCGGUGAUCCAGUGGCUGAAACGCGUGGAGACUAAUGAGGAGAGCCGCUACAACUCCACCAUUGAAGUGGGAGACCACCGCUUUGUGGUGCUGCCCACAGGGGAGGUGUGGUCGCGACCUGACGGCUCCUACCUCAACAAGCUGCUCAUUACCCGCGCCAAGGAGGAGGAUGCCGGCAUGUACAUCUGCUUAGGUGCCAACACCAUGGGUUACAGCUUCCGCAGCGCCUUCCUCACUGUUCUGCCAGACACCAAGCCUCCCAUCACGCCCAUCUUCCCGGCCGCCUCCAGUUCCCUCCCCUGGCCAGUCAUCAUCGGCAUCCCAGCUGGAAUAGUCUUCAUCUUCGGCACGGUGCUGCUCUGGUUCUGCCAGAGUAGGAAGCAGUGUCCCCCUCCCGGCGCCCCCGCCCCGACUCUGCAGCAGGCGCUUCACGGCUCUCAGCGGCCCCCGUGUCGAGAGCGUGACCGAGGCUGCGUCCCCGCGUCGUCCGGCUCGUCCAGCCCGGAUAAAGACUGCAUGAGCUCCAUGAACUACGAGGAGUACCUGGCUCAGCAGCAGCAGCAGCAGCUCCUCCUCAACCAGGGAGGAACCACCAUCCCGGCUAAGAUCUAUCCCAAAAUCUACACUGACAUUCACACGCACACACACUCCCACGUGGACGGAAAAGUGCAUCAGCAUCAACACAUUCAUUUCCAGUGUUAGCGAACAAGACUACAAAAAAAAAGGAGGACAUCAGGAGGACAAAAAUGGCCAGUCAUGUGACACCACGAGCUACAGCGACAUCCAGGUGCUGUUUUUUUUUUUCUUUUUUUUUUUUUUUUAAUUUCUAUCCGAUUCUCACGCCACUUCAAAUCUAUCAGCUCUUCGUUGUGCACUUCAUUCAAAAGACGACAAGGAAUUCUGUUGCGUGCGAGUUUGACUGCAGCUGUUCAGGCCUAACGAGACGGUCUUCUUCUUCUGCAAAAAAAAAGCUGCAAGCGUGUGGAAGCGGCGGAAGGUCACGUUUCACCUUCUGUUUAAUCAGCUGUCGUUCACGCUCUCGUCCGCUCGUGACGCUAAAAAAAAAAAAAACGGUACUCACGGAAAAACACAAAAGGGCUUCUUCUUCUUCUUCUUCUUACGUCGUCGUCAUCGUCGUCCUACUCAGGUUGUCCUUACGUCAAAGAAAGCUGACCACUAUCUUUUCUAUCACGCUUCUUCAUCCCCCAGAGGCUGAACGGCCACAACAUUAGGUACACCUGCAGAAUAUAAUAAUAUUCAAAACAAGAGAUGCAAACAUAUGAUGUGUGUGUGUGUUAGGAUGGACAUUGUGAUGUCAUAGAAGACAUCUUAUAAGUUUGAUGCCAAAGAAUAGACGUCAUUUUUAGUUUAAUGUUUAGUGGAAAUCAUUCAUUCAUUCAUUUUAUAUCGCUUUUUCCUCACGAGGGUCGCGGAGCGUGCUGGAGUCUAUCCCAACUGUCUUGGGGCAAGAGGCGGCGUACACCCUGGACUGGUGGCCAGCCAAUCACAGGGCACAUAUAGACAAACCAUAAGCGAAUUUGCACAUUCAAUAUUAACACAAAGAUGUAUUUAUACAUCUUUUUCAACCAGACCCAUCACUCCCAAAGACUUAUCUAUACGUUUUUUUUUUGCGCGAGAGGCACAAAGAGGUGAUGAUGUAACUCCACAAUAGAAGAGAGCAUGUUUGAUGCCGUUUUAAGCCCCAAAAAAUGACUACAAGACGCAUUUUAUAAGAACUCGGCAUGUAUCUCUUCCAUUGAAAUACGCUGCACAGCAACCAGUUACGCAUUGAAUGGAAUCUCGCCGAGCUAAGUGGUUAGCAUCCAACUAUUCAUUCAUUUUCUGCCGCUUAUCCUCACGGGAGGGUGCUGGAGCCUAUCCUAGCUGUCUCGGGGCAAGAGGCGGGGUACACCCUGGACUGGUGGCCAGCCAAUCACAGGGCACAUAUAGACAAACAACCAUUCACACUCACAUUCAUACCUAUGGACAAUUUGGAGUCGCUAAUUAACCUAGCAUGUUUUUGGAAUGUGGGAGGAAACCGGAGUACCCGGAGAAAACCCACACAAAACUCCACACAGAGAUGGCUGAGGGUGGAAUUGAACCCUGGUCUCCUAGCUGUGAGGUCUGCACGCUAACCACUCGACCACCGUGGUGGAAAUCAUAUUUUUUCGAAAAAAAAAAGCAAAUUUUUUUUGGUUAGUCUUAUGGACUGUCAAUCCAAACUGAUCCUAAUCAUCAAAGUAAAGUAUCAAUUGAUUGGAUAUCCUUAUAUAUAAUGCAGGUAUACCUAAUGAAGUGACCUCGUCCAAGACUGCAAAGGAUGAAAGAAAACAGAUUGAAUGACAUAUUUUUCAUUUUCUUGCAAAAUUCCCCAUCCUAAUAAGUUCUCAACCGAUAUAUAUUCUUUAACCAGUUUGUGAUUUCUAAUCAAACGGUCACAAAUACGUAAUUUAUUGUUGUUGUUUUUUGUUUUUUUUUUCAAGAAAAUGUAACAAAAGUUUAUUUUUCUGAGUAAAGUGUUUUACAUAUCUAUGUAAUGUAAUGUAAUGUAAUGUAAAGUGUACAUGUGUUGUGUUUAGUGUAUCCACAUGUAGUUAUUGUAGUUAUUUGUGUAUACAAAUGCUUCUAUUUUUUUGACAAUCCCAAAUGUUGUGUUGAAGAAUCAUCCAGUUUGUUGGUGGUUUGAUUAAAAUGAAGGAAGGAUGUGAA